AUGUGUAAUAAUGAUAAGGUGUGGUUAUCUUCGUUGACGCCCAGCACGUCUGCAAGGAAAGGCUUUGGGAAGAAGUUCAGACCAGUAAAGUAUACUCAGCAAUAUGCAGAUCUGGAAAUUCGUCUGUGGGAAAAGGCUAUGCAGGAGUUGAAAACGCAGAACGCUGAUCGAAAAGCCGCGAUGAAAAAGGAGGAGGAUAACAUCGCGAGGUUUCUAUCACAGCGAGAGAACACGAUCUUAGAGGAAAAAAGGCAAGCGGAGACAGAUAAAGAACAAGCGGAGAAGGUCCAACAAGCGACAGAAGUCAGGAGAGUGUUAAAGACACUGAAUAACGAGGCGGAAGCCGAUGCAAGAGCAGGGGGGAAAGGCAUGGGGAAAAAGCAGAGAGGAAAUGAGACAAGCCAAACAACUAGACUAGGAGAAGGUCCUAGGUCGCAAGGAAAGAUUCAUAGACGAGAGGAUCAGACCAUUGGAACAGAUCAAAGUUCCAAGGGAGGAAGGCGAGGACACAGUACCAAGCAGGUCAAAGAUAAACGAACAUGA
This is a messenger RNA of Botrytis byssoidea, 543 nucleotides long. RefSeq lists its product as uncharacterized. The coding region runs from base 1 to 543 and encodes 180 amino acids. The transcript has a single exon. The record is from RefSeq and is a predicted model, not a curated record. Lineage: Eukaryota; Fungi; Ascomycota; Leotiomycetes; Helotiales; Sclerotiniaceae.